AUGGCGGAAGGCUUGCUCAGAACCGAUGAGAAGCCAUGGCGAGUUCUCGAAUUCUACAGUGGAAUCGGUGGAAUGAGAUACUCUUUAAUGGCGUCCGGCGUCGUCGCAGAAGUAGUAGAAGCGUUUGAGAUCAAUGACGUUGCCAAUGAUGUUUAUCAGCAUAAUUUCGGACAUCGUCCCCAUCAGGGAAAUAUUCAGAGCCUCACUGCUGCUGAGCUAGAUAGGUAUAGUGCAGAUGCUUGGCUUCUUUCUCCUCCUUGUCAACCUUAUACUCGACAAGGCCUUCAGAAACACUCUGGUGAUGCUCGAGCAUCUUCGUUUCUCAAGAUUCUCGAGCUUAUACCGCAUACUUCUAAGCCUCCACAAAUGUUGUUUGUAGAGAAUGUUGUUGGUUUUGAGACUUCGGAUACCCAUGCGGAGAUGAUUGAUACAUUGACAAAAUCAGAUUAUGUCACGCAAGAAUUUAUCUUGAGCCCGUUGCAGUUUGGUGUGCCGUAUUCAAGACCACGUUAUUUUUGUCUGGCCAAAAGAAAGCCGCUGUCAUUUCAGUCCCAACGCAAUAAUAACAAGCUACUCUGGUCUCCAGGCCCGUUAUAUGGGCGUGAUGAUGAUCAGAUGGAGUUUGGAAAAUGUCAAGGAGAAGAGGGAUUGGAUUACUUAGUUCAGUUUUGCAAACCAGUAGAGAAGUUUCUCGAGUCAAUAGCACAAGUAGAUGACUCUGAGAAUGGGUCCAAAGAUUGUUCUGGACAAGAAGACGAUUCUGUCCCAGACUCUGCACAUCAAUAUCUAGUACCGUCAAGUUUGAUAGAGAGAUGGGGAAACGCAAUGGAUAUUGUUUACCCUGAUUCAAAGAGAUGCUGUUGUUUCACAAAGAGUUAUUAUCGAUACGUCAAGGGCACUGGUUCCCUCUUAGCAACUGUCCAGCCAAAAAUCAAAGGGAAGGAAACUUGUUUGAAGGAGCAACGGCUUAGAUACUUCACCCCAAGAGAGGUAGCUAACUUUCACUCCUUCCCUGAAGAUUUUGAGUUCCCCAAGCAGAUAAGCCUUCGACAGAGAUACGCAAUGCUUGGGAACAGUUUAAGUGUAGCAGUUGUGGCUCCUCUGCUUCGGUAUCUAUUCGAUUCUUCUCCGUCUUGA
Microthlaspi erraticum is the source of this 1137-nucleotide messenger RNA. NCBI's taxonomy places the organism in Eukaryota, Viridiplantae, Streptophyta, Magnoliopsida, Brassicales, Brassicaceae. The record is from the annotation of a GenBank genome assembly.